This is a messenger RNA of Puntigrus tetrazona (Sumatra barb), 3391 nucleotides long. Its product is annotated as bromodomain-containing protein 8-like. Gene Ontology annotation, cellular component: NuA4 histone acetyltransferase complex. The coding region runs from base 1 to 2346 and encodes 781 amino acids. Gene Ontology annotation, molecular function: protein binding. The record is from RefSeq and is a predicted model, not a curated record. The transcript has 18 exons. NCBI's taxonomy places the organism in Eukaryota, Metazoa, Chordata, Actinopteri, Cypriniformes, Cyprinidae.
AUGCUGUCUCUGGGUCCGACUGAGCCUUGGUCGGUUCGGGAGAAACUCUGUCUCGCCUCCUCGGUGAUGAGAAGCGGAGAUCAGAACUGGGUGUCUGUAAGCAGAGCCAUCAAGCCCUUCUCAGAGCCUGGACGACCCCCGGACUGGUUCUCCCAGAAGGAAACUGAAGAAAGAGCUGUGGGCGAUCUAGAGCUAAAGAGGAAGCAGGAAGAAGAGGAGGCUGAGCAGAAGAAGAGGGCGACUGAGGCAGCAUAUCAGGUUCGUCAGGCAGCUAAAAACACACCAAAGAGAGUUCCCAGCGUGACAGUACGUUCUCCACCCGGUGCUAGUUCUCCCAGCAUGGAUGUCUCGCAACCAGAAACACUGCAACCAGUGACAGAUGAAACAUGUGCCAGUCCAAUGGCUCAAGGACUGACUGUCUUCAUGCCUAUGUCUGAGGUCUCGGGUCCAGGGCCUAAAGAGUCAGGUCUGGCCCCUAUAGUAGAGGACUCCCCACAGAAGAAACACCUUGCCCCAAAAGCCACACCACCUCCCUCCCCGUUGCUGUCUGAAUUGCUGAAGAAGGGCAGCCUCAUCGCUGCUAGCUCUAGACUGGUGGUUGAAGGUGACGUGGCCACGGGUUUAAGUAAUGGAUCUCAUGGAGUUGAGCUUCACGCUGCUGCAACCGCUCUGCCUGCUAAUCAAGACAUUACAGCUGAUGCUCCUACGUUAUCACGUCUGUUGGAGAGCGCCACCCCAGCGCAGCAACCGGUCAGUGCCGAUCCCCCUAAGCCCCCCACAGUGGUCCCCCCAGCCCCGGACCACCUCUCUGUGCCCAAAACAGGAGCUGCAGCUGUUGCUGAAGGUUCUGGAGCAGAGGCAGUGAUGGCAGGAUCGUCCACGCCAGCUGAGGUGGAGGGGAAGGAGGCCGAGCUGGUGGAAGAGGACACAGUGGUGUCAGUCUCAUACAUGGCCCACGAACUGGACCUGGAGACAGUGGGAGACAUCAUUGCAAUCAUAGAGGAGAAGGUGGACGAUCCUGUGGAGGCUUUGGAUGCAGCCGCAGUGGAGGCGGCUCUCUCUCUCUGUGAGGACCCAGCAGUUGGCGGCCACCCCCUAACCAGCCCUUGGGAAUCACAGACCUUUAAGGCAGCCGAACCAGAGCCCAUCGUCCAGCAGAGUCCUGCCCCAGCAGUCACACAGUGCUGCCCUGACCCGGCCGGUGUGCAGGCCGAAAUGGAGGUUCUGGUAGAGGAGGCUACAGAAACCGAAGCAGUUGACGGAGCGACAGGGGACACUGUAGCGCCUGCCGCCCCUGACACAGAGCAGAGCCAGGACUCUGAGGUUAAGACUGAGGGUGAGAGGGAACUAGAGGGAGAAGGAGGGAUGGAGGAAGUGCAGCAGGAGAACAGAACCCCGAGUCCAGCCGUGAAGUGUGAGGGAGAGGACUGGGUUCAGCCAGAGACCGUGACGCCCUGUUUGGACUCAGAAGAUAGCUCAGCCUCAGCAAAAGACACAAAGGAGGUGAAGGAGGAGGAUGGAGGCAGUGAGGUGGAUGUGGAUGAAGGGAUGGAGAUGAAAGAGUGUGGCGAUGGGGACGGAGAGGGGCCGUAUCUCUCAGAGGUUGACCCUCCUGCCAGCGAGAGUGAGGAUGGGUACGGCAGUCACUCCCAGCGCUACACCACAGCGGACUCCACCGCCAGCAGCCCUGCCUCUUCACAGUUCUCCAUGUGCAGUGAAGAUCAAGAGGCCUUGCAGGCUCAAAAGAUCUGGAAGAAAGCCAUCAUGCUGGUGUGGCGGGCAGCAGCCAAUCACAGGUAUGCAAGUGUGUUUCUGCAGCCUGUGUCUGAUGACAUCGCCCCUGGUUACCACAGCAUUGUACACAGACCGAUGGACCUGUCAGCCAUCAAGAAGAACAUCGAGUCCGGGCAGAUCCGCACGACCGCGGAGUUCCAGCGUGACAUCAUGCUGAUGUUCCAGAACGCGGUGAUGUACAACAGCUCGGAUCAUGACGUCUACCACAUGGCCCUAGAGAUGCAGAGGGACGUUCUGGAACAGAUCCAGCAGUUUCUGGCCACUCAGCUGAUCAUGCAAACAUCAGAAUCGGGCAUCAGCACCAAGAGCCUGCGCGGGCGGGAGGCCAACCGCAAACAGGAUCCCAAUGAGAAGACCCUGAGUCCUGCACACAAAGAACCUCAUUUAGAGCCCGAACCACCAGCCAGAAGGAAAAGGAACAACUCCAAACAAGACACUAAUGAGAAGGACAGCCUCUCCAUGGCCUCUCCUGCUUUCCUUCUCUCUCUCUUUGACGGAGGCACCAGAGGGCGUCGCAGUGCCAUUGAGGCCGAUAUGAAGAUGAAAAAGUGAACUGAGAAGUCACACUGCAGCUGUUACGGAAGUUCAAAUAGGCUUUAUUUCCCUGUUUUGUUAAGACGUUCUGGCUAAGUUUAGUUACUCAAUGCCUCGGUGGCUUGACGCAGCAAUUCGAAAGUCUAAUUACAGACAGACCCGAAUAGAAGGGAAUUUUUAAGGGCUUGACCCUCUCUCACAGAAACCCUUCAGUUCUAGACCUGAAAAACUGGUCAAGUGUGGUCUGAUAAAGACUCACAGGACAGGACAAACUGACCUUGUGUUUAUUUGAGUUUAGAGGAGUUGCUUAAAAGUUUUUGACUUCAUUCUUAAAAAUAAAGGCGCUUGCUUAUGCUUUUUGUCUAAAUCGUUACAUAAAGUACCUUUUGAAAUCUGGAGAACCUUUUUGUUUCACAAAAGGUUUUUUGUGGAGAAAGAAGGUUUUUCAAAAUAUAAAAAGGUUAGAAAGAGAUGGUUCUUUAAAGAACCUUUGACUGAAUGGUUUUUUUGUUGAACCAAAAAUGUUUUUUUUCUUACGGCAUCGCCGUGAAGAACUUUUAAGCACCUUUAUUUUUAAGAGUUUUGAAUUCAAAGUUAGGUGUCAUCACUGGCCUUCAAAAAAAAAAAAAGCUGAAUGUACCACCGUCAUGACCACUGGAUGGUUAGAAACCAGAAUGUCAUUUUCUAAAGCUAAGAAUGAAACCUUACAAGCCAUUGCUUAAAACAAAGAUUACUAUCGCCUUAUCGGUUUGAGAUGAUGUGGAACGCUGAACGACGGACAAAGGAGCAAUAAAAGUAAACUUUUUUUCUUCUGUAGGAAUGAAGACGGAUCCGAAGUUUCGUUUAACUUGAUUUUUGCCUAUAGUCAGGAUUAUGGAUGCUUUGGUUUACAGUUAAAGGCCUACUGUACUACGUUCAGUUUGUUUUCGUUCUUUAAGUGAGACUUAACUUGACAUCUGUGUUUAGAAAGAACAUAUAGUUUUGUACAGGGUCUUUGUGUACAGUGUUUUUGUAUAUUGUGUCGUGAAAUGUUUUAAUAAAACAUGAGAGUCAGCGAUUACAA